This is a messenger RNA of Monoraphidium neglectum, 933 nucleotides long. RefSeq names its product bifunctional enzyme involved inthiolation and methylation of tRNA. The transcript has 7 exons. NCBI's taxonomy places the organism in Eukaryota, Viridiplantae, Chlorophyta, Chlorophyceae, Sphaeropleales, Selenastraceae. Gene Ontology annotation, molecular function: 4 iron, 4 sulfur cluster binding; methylthiotransferase activity. Gene Ontology annotation, biological process: tRNA methylthiolation. The coding region runs from base 1 to 933 and encodes 310 amino acids. The record is from RefSeq and is a predicted model, not a curated record.
AUGCACAGCCAUAGCGCGCACGCCCAGCGCGGUGCCGCGGCGCGUGGCGGCCGCUGCCUCGCUGCAGCGAUUGGCACCCGCCGCGCCACCGCCGCCGCCGGCGUGGCCCCGGGCCCCGCCCGCGGCGCGGCCCUGCGCGCGGCCGCGCCGGAGGUAUCCCUGCCGCCGCACCUCGCCGCGGAGCUAGAUGAGAUUGAGAGGUCUGCCGCGUGCGGCGUGGAGGGGACCGUGCUGGUGCGGCCGGUCAAGGAGGGGGUGGCCAAGAACGGCAAGAGGUUCCACAUCCACACCUUUGGCUGCCAGAUGAACCUGGCAGACUCGGAGCGCAUGGCGGGCGUGCUGGAGGCCGCCGGGUAUGACUGCGCGGCCGACCCCUCUGACGCGGACGUUCUGGUAUACAACACGUGCUCCAUCCGCGAGAAGGCGGAGGUCAAGGUCUACUCGGCUCUGGGCAAGCAGGCACGCAUCCGCUCGCGGUUGCCCUAUGCACAGCGGCAGCCUCCGUGGCCGGAGCCGCUGCGGCGCCGCACGCACGCCAAGCGCAAGCGCGAGCGCAUGGGGGACAUGCGCAUCGUGGUGGCGGGGUGCGUGGCGCAGCAGGAGGGCCAGGCGCUGCUGAGGCGGGUGCCGGAGGUCGACCUCGUCAUGGGCCCCCAGUUUGCCAACAAGCUUGACGAGCUGCUGGAGAGGGUGGACAACUCGGGGGCGCAGGUGCUGGCCACUGAGCAGAUCGCCAUUGAGGAGGACAUCACCACGCCGCGCCGCGACAGCGCUUUGACCGCGUGGGUCAACGUGAUCUACGGCUGCAACGAGAAGUGCACCUACUGCGUGGUGCCCAACACGCGCGGCCAGGAGCAGAGCCGGCGGCCGGAGGACAUCCGGCGCGAGAUGGUCACACUCGGGGAGGCAGGAUGUUGUGAGCUCGUGUGCUGA